UCGCCCCCGCCCGCGCUGCACGCCGGGACACGGCCGGUCCGGCCUCCUUCUCUCCCUCCCUCCUUCCCGCGCGCCCCCCCGCGCGCCCCGAGCCUGCGCCGCGCCGACAUCCGCGUUGUCCCAAGAUGGAGGUGCGGGGCUCGCGCUGAGCGCGGCCCGGCCGACACAGGAGCAGGAGGAGGAGACGCGCCCGCCCGGCCCGGCCCGUCGGCCCGCCUCGCCUUCCCCGCCCCGCCAGGCCGCGGCUCCGGCCGCACCGGCAGCAGCAGCGGCGUCGCCUCCUUCUCGCCCGCGGCCCGGCCCAGAGUGCGGCGCGGCCCCCGCAUGAGCCCGGGCGGCAGUGGCGGCGGGAGCGCCCGGGAGCAGCAGCCAAGGUGGCCAGGUUGAGCCUGCUUCCCUGUAUAAUGCAAACUGCUGAAUGGAGGAAGGGGGUGGAAGUCAGUCUUUACCGAUACUCUUUCCGUUACCGUCCUGCAUGGUUCUUUACCCAUGUUUUACAGAGUGGUGAAGAAUUAGGAGAAGCUGCAGUUGUUCUGCUGAGUGGAGCUAAAUGGGUGGCUUCCUUCUGGACCCUCACUUCACUGUCUUAGCUUUUCUUCAUAGGAGAGCUGCUCCAGCCCUCUGAUCAUUUUUGUGGCCCUCCUCUGGACUUGUCCAUUGCUGUCAUGUGCUGAGGACUCCAGACCUGGACGCAGCACUGCAGGUACAAGAACUGUAGAAGUCCAUUUUAGAAUUUGAAAGAACAAGAUUCUGCAGCUCUGGAAAGAUAUGCCAUGGAAGUAAUCAGCUGGGGUGGUCCCAGGGCGCUCUGGGCACGAGUAUUGCUGAGUGAUCAUUGGCUGCCACCUGCGUGACAAAGUAAAGGACCAACCCUUCAAUUUAUACCAGUGGAGCCAGAUCACGGGAAACAAUUGACAGAAUUGUUAAGCUUAUGCUUAGCCCAGCGUGAUACAGGACUGGUGCAACAACUCAGUUUUGAUCAGUGACUCAAAAUUGUGAUCACCCUGAUGUCACCGAAUGGCCACAGCUUGUAAAAGAUCACCAGGAGAACCGCACUCUGAGAACAUUGAAACUAGCCGAAUGAAGCGAGCAGCUGCAAAGCAUCUAAUAGAGCGCUACUACCACCAGUUAACCGAGGGCUGUGGAAAUGAAGCCUGCACGAAUGAAUUUUGUGCUUCCUGUCCAACUUUUCUCCGUAUGGAUAACAAUGCAGCAGCCAUUAAGGCCCUCGAGCUUUAUAAGAUUAAUGCAAAACUCUGUGAUCCUCAUCCCUCCAAGAAAGGAACGAGCUCAGCUUACCUAGAAAACAAUUCCAAAGGUGCCCAUAACAAUUCCUGCACUGACAGAAAAAUGAACAAGAAGGAAAUGCAAGGCCCAAGAGAUGACUUUAAAGAUGUGACCUUCCUAACAGAAGACAAGAUAUAUGAAAUUCUUGAACUAUGUCGAGAAAAAGAGGAUUAUUCCCCUUUAAUCCGGGUGAUUGGGAGAGUGUUUUCUAGUGCUGAAGCACUGGUACAGAGUUUCCGAAAAACCAAGCAACACACCAAGGAGGAGCUCAAGUCUCUUCAAGGAAAGGAUGAAGACAAAGAUGAAGAUGAAAAGGAAAAAGCUGCCUGUUCGGCUGCUGCUAUGGAAGAGGAUUCUGGUGCAUCAUCAUCUUCAUCAUCAAGAAUAGGUGAUAGCACACAGGGAGAUAAUAACCUCCAAAAACUAGGCCCAGAUGAAGUGUCUGUAGAUAUUGAAGCAGUCAGACGGGUCUAUGAUAGGUUACUUUCUAAUGAAAAAAUAGAAACUGCCUUUUUAAAUGCACUUGUGUACUUGUCACCUAAUGUGGAAUGUGACUUGACUUACCAUAAUGUGUACUCUCGGGAUCCUAACUAUCUGAAUUUGUUUAUUAUCGUUAUGGAGAAUGGCAAUCUUCAUAGCCCAGAAUAUCUGGAAAUGGCUCUACCAUUGUUUUGCAAAGCAAUGAGCAAACUGCCCCUUGCAGCUCAAGCAAAACUGGUCAGAUUGUGGUCUAAGUACAGAGCAGAUCAAAUUCGGAGAAUGAUGGAAACAUUUCAGCAGCUUAUUACUUACAAAGUCAUAAGCAACGAGUUCAAUAGUCGUAACCUAGUGAAUGAUGAUGAUGCUGUUGUUGCUGCUUCGAAGUGCUUGAAAAUGGUUUACUAUGCAAAUGUAGUAGGAGGGGAUGUGGAUACAGAUCAUAACGAAGAAGAAGAUGAAGAACCCAUCCCAGAAUCAAGUGAACUAACUCUUCAAGAGCUGUUGGGUGAGGAAAGAAGAAAUAAAAAAGGUCCUCGAGUAGACCCACUGGAAACUGAACUUGGUGUUAAAACUAUAGAUUGCAGAAAACCACUUAUCCCUUUUGAAGAAUUUAUUAAUGAACCACUGAAUGAUGUUCUAGAAAUGGACAAAGACUACACUUUCUUCAAAGUAGAAACAGAGAAUAAAUUCUCAUUUAUGACCUGUCCCUUCAUAUUGAAUGCUGUUACCAAGAACCUGGGAUUGUAUUACGACAAUAGGAUCCGGAUGUACAGUGAAAGACGCAUAACUGUGCUCUACAGCUUAGUUCAGGGGCAGCAGCUCAACCCGUACUUGCGGCUGAAAGUGAGGCGUGAUCACAUCAUCGAUGACGCGCUUGUCCGGCUAGAGAUGAUUGCCAUGGAAAAUCCUGCAGACUUGAAGAAGCAAUUGUAUGUUGAAUUUGAAGGAGAGCAAGGGGUAGAUGAAGGAGGUGUUUCCAAAGAAUUUUUUCAACUUGUUGUGGAAGAAAUCUUCAAUCCAGAUAUCGGGAUGUUCACAUAUGAUGAGUCUACAAAACUGUUUUGGUUUAAUCCGUCCUCUUUUGAAACUGAGGGCCAGUUUACCCUGAUUGGCAUAGUACUGGGACUGGCUAUUUACAACAACUGUAUACUGGAUGUACAUUUCCCCAUGGUUGUCUACAGGAAGCUAAUGGGCAAAAAAGGAACUUUCCGUGAUCUGGCAGACUCUCAUCCUGUUCUGUAUCAGAGUUUGAGAGACUUACUGGAGUAUGAAGGAAGUGUGGAAGAUGAUAUGAUGAUAACGUUUCAAAUAUCUCACACGGAUCUCUUUGGCAAUCCAAUGAUGCAUGAUUUAAAGGAAAACGGUGAUAAAAUUCCUAUUACAAAUGAAAACAGAAAGGAAUUUGUCAAUCUGUAUGCUGACUAUAUACUCAAUAAAUCAGUAGAAAAGCAGUUCAAGGCCUUUCGGAGAGGAUUCCACAUGGUGACCAAUGAAUCUCCUUUGAAAUAUUUAUUUAGACCAGAGGAAAUUGAAUUACUUAUUUGCGGAAGUAGGAAUUUAGAUUUUCAAGCACUAGAAGAAACUACAGAAUAUGAUGGUGGCUAUACAAGAGACUCUCUUAUUAUUAGGGAAUUCUGGGAAAUAGUCCAUUCAUUUACAGAUGAACAGAAAAGACUGUUCUUACAGUUUACAACAGGCACAGACAGAGCCCCUGUGGGAGGACUUGGAAAGUUAAAGAUGAUCAUAGCCAAAAAUGGCCCAGAUACAGAGAGGUUACCUACAUCUCACACAUGCUUUAAUGUACUUUUGCUUCCGGAGUACUCAAGCAAAGAAAAGCUUAAAGAAAGAUUAUUGAAGGCCAUCACAUAUGCCAAAGGAUUUGGCAUGCUGUAAUAAGUAUAACAAAAGGGAUUUAAAAAUGAUGGUGAUGAUGUCCCUGUCCAAAAAGGCCAUAAGAUAGUGAGCUACAGUAGUCACCUGUGUUUGUGCCUCCCUUCUUUACUGGGGACAUUGGGCUGGAACAGCAGAUUUCAGCUGCUUAUAUGAACAAAAUCUUUAUUUUUUCUUUUAGCGUGAAAGUGUUACAUAUUCUUUCACUUGUAUGUACAGAGAGGUUUUCCUGAAUAUUUAUUUUAAGGGUUAAAUCACUUUUGCUUGUGUUUAUUACUGCUUGAAGUUGAGCCUUUUUGAGUAUUUACAAGAAAACAAACUGUACUCUCCCAAGGAAAAUAUUGCCAUCAUUUGUAGACCAUGUAACCUUCAAGUAUGUGCUAUAUUUUUGUCCCUGUAUCUAAUCAAAUCAAGAACUGUACUUUUUGAAGAGUUUGCUUUUGAAACUUGAAGUCUUGAAAAACAGUGUGAUGCAAUUACUGCUGUUCUAGCCCCCAAAGAGUUUCUGUGCAAAAUCUUAAGAAUCAAUAAAGAUGGAAGGGAGAACUUGGAAUGUUAAAUUGCAGCCUUGAGAACUUUACUUUAGUCACAGCACAACAAUUAAAAUUCAUUUCACUAUA
Haemorhous mexicanus (house finch) is the source of this 4277-nucleotide messenger RNA. RefSeq names its product ubiquitin protein ligase E3A (gene UBE3A). The transcript has 16 exons. Lineage: Eukaryota; Metazoa; Chordata; Aves; Passeriformes; Fringillidae. The coding region runs from base 1018 to 3660 and encodes 880 amino acids. The record is from RefSeq and is a predicted model, not a curated record. Gene Ontology annotation, molecular function: ubiquitin protein ligase activity. Gene Ontology annotation, biological process: ubiquitin-dependent protein catabolic process; protein polyubiquitination.